Molecule: messenger RNA, 2803 nt
Organism: Mytilus californianus (California mussel)
Lineage: Eukaryota; Metazoa; Mollusca; Bivalvia; Mytilida; Mytilidae
Exons: 23
Coding region: 532-2640 (702 amino acids)
Molecular function (GO): protein binding
Source: RefSeq, a predicted model, not a curated record
UCAUAUACACAAGUUACUGAUUGUAAAUCAACUAUACCUCCUAAAUCCAAUAUAAAGCUUGGUGGUCUAUGCACGGAACUAAAUGAUCACUGUUUAGAUGUUGAUGCUAAAUGUGUGGAUGAUGGCGGAGGAAUCUUCACAUGCCGGUGUAUAUCGGACUUUCGUCAAAUAAAUGGAACAUGUAUUCAUCAGAUAAAGCUUGGUGGUCUAUGCACGGAACUAAAUGAUCACUGUUUAGAUGUUGAUGCUAAAUGUGUGGAUGAUGGCGGAGGAAUCUUCACAUGCCGGUGUAAAUCAGACUUUCGUCAAAUAAAUGGAACAUGUAUUCAUCUUACUGAUUGUAAAUCAACUAUACCUCCUCAAUCCUAUAUAAAGCUUGGUGGUCUAUGCACGAAACUAAAUGAUCACUGUUUAGAUGUUGAUGCUAAAUGUGUGGAUGAUGGCGGAGGAAUCUUCACAUGCCGGUGUAAAUCAGACUUUCGUCAAAUAAAUGGAACAUGUAUUCAUCUUAUUCCAAUUGGUGGUCUGUGUAUGGGAUUUAAGUAUCUUUGUGAAGAUAUCAAUGCACACUGUGUUGCUGAUGGUGGUGGUGUUUUCACGUGUCAAUGUAAAGAAACAUUCAUACCUUCCAAUGAUCCACCAAUAUGUACAAGUACUCAGUCGACCCCGCAACACAAUUCAACACAUAUUCCGCUUUUUGGUGAGUGUUCGGAAUUAAAUGAUACCUGUUCAGAUAGUGAUGCCGAAUGUGUGGAUGAAGAUGACGGACAUGGCGGCGGACAUAUGUAUAUGUGUCAGUGUAAAUACGACUUUAUAGAAAUAAAAGGAACUUGUGUUAAACUUAUUCCUAUUGAUGGUCUGUGUUUAGGAUAUGAGAAACUCGGGCUCUGUGCCGAUAGUAAUGCGCACUGUAUUGAUGAUGGUGGAGGGAGUUUGACGUGUCAGUGUAGAAAACCAUUUAUACCUGCCAAUGGUAAAUGUAAACAAAUUAUUCCUGUUGGUGAUCGGUGUGUAGGAUUAGAGCCUCUCUGUGCCGAUAGUAACGCACAUUGUAUUUAUGAUGGUGGAGAAGGUUUGACGUGUAAGUGUAGAGAUCCAUUUAUACCUGCCAAUGGUAAAUGUAUUCAAGGUCCACCCAGUAGUACAAGUACCCAAUCGAGUACACAUACAAAGACUUCACACGUCAGCAUCACAACAAUGACAACUACAAAACAAACAACAAUAACAUUAAUUCCAUUGGGCGAAUUUUGUUACCCGGGUUGGUCAAAUGGAGUUUGUUACGACCCCUAUUCUCGUUGCUUAAGUGCAGGAGAGGAAGUAUAUUUCUGCUCAUGUAUAUCUAGAUACCAUGACAUAAAUGGAACUUGUGUUUUAGUUCAAGACGUCACGACAAUGAAAACUCCACCAUCAACAACAGUAACAUUAAUUCCAUUGGACGGAUUUUGUUACCCGGAUUAUUCAACUGGAAAUUGUUCUGAUCCAAAUUCCAGCUGCGUGGACGGAGGAGAAGAAAUAUUUGUCUGCUCAUGUAUAUCUGGAUACAAUGGCAUAAAUGGAACUUGUGUUUUAGUUCAAGGUUCUACAGUGAAUCAUGUUACAACAACGUCAAGAACAAGUGCCCAUAAGACUACGAUGACUUCUCCUUCACAAAGAACACCAGAAAAUCCUCCAAAAUUUAGCUUAGACAAAGUUCAUGCAACUACAUCCAUUCAGGGACGGAUUUUAUAUCCACAAGAUUCUUUGAGUACUGCUGUCACAAUAUUAGUGGACGGUAAACCGACUCCAAGCUUUCACAUUUAUGGGACUUAUUUUUCCAUCAAUCAUCUUUCACCUGGUAUCUGUUAUGCCGUACAACUUGCUUUGGUAGUUAAUUCACUCAGCAGGAAAUCAGGGAUACAAACAGGAUGUACAUAUCCUGAUGCUCCGAACAAUUUGAAAUCACUACAACAAACUACAGAGAAAAUAGCACUUAACAUUACAAAAGGGUUAGGGCAUUUUGACCAUUUCAUAGUUUACGUAAAUGGCAAACAACAGGGUACAAUUCAAAAUUUAACAGGGCCAUUCAUUUAUUACGUUAUAAAUGGUUUAGAUGCCGGAAUGUCUUACACGGUAUAUGUUGUAGCAGUGGCCAAUGGGUUAAAUAGUGCAGCAUCUAAUACACUACAGACCCAAACAUAUCCGUUUCCACCAUCAAAGAUAGUGAUGAUAAGACAUGAUCACAAUUCAAUUGAUGUCAACAUCUUCAAAGGCCAUGGACAUGCCGACUAUUACAACGUUUAUUUAAAUGACAAGAAGGUCAAACAACUUGGAGUAUGUAAAUCCACAAUCAAUACAGUACUAUGUCAUAUAGAUAGCCUAAGUCCACAUACAUUCUACAGUAUUUAUGUUAUAGCUGUAUCAAAUGGGUAUAAUAGCACUCGUUCUCAAGAACUUCACAUACAAACAGAUGUAGCGGCAUCAAAGUCUCAUUUUUCGGCAGGUGUGAUUGCUGGUAUCUCUGUUGCUUGUAUUGUAGGGAUAUCUAUACUAUUAGCAAUAUCGUGGUUUGUUAUCAGGCCUAGACUCCUGAAAAGACGAUCAGAUCAACAGAUCUUACUUGGCAGUGAUAAUUUAUUAAGAAUGAACGAAGAUCGUUUAUGAUGGAACAGAACAACAUUCAUUGCCAAGUUUCUGCUAUAGAUCUGAAAUUCAACGAAAAGACGUUGUUUGAAAUGAUGACAUUAACAGGACAAGUCGUGCCUGUUUCGCACGAGAAACUACUAUGAACUUCAUUGUAAUAAUGUGUUGCUGGAAUCAAUCUGAA